AUCUGACCAAUUUAAAAAAUGCGAAUUGCGAAGAAAGUAGUUAAGAGUUGUCAAAACGGCUACAACGUUUUCGAAUCUUCUAAUACUAACAUUGAAAAAGUUUCUCUGUAUCCUAUUUUUGAAUUCGUGUUUUCAAAACUUUGCUUUGAAAAUAUUGCCAUCAGCUUUUGUGGUGUAUCAAGGCCGGCACUGGAUUUGGUACAUUCUGUUUUUUUACUUUUGUUUCUUGAUGGGUAUAUUGGGUAGUCGCCACUCGCCAACAAGGUACCUGUUUUUCCCCCGAUGAUCAGCUGCGUGCUUGAGGUCUCCCGGAAGCUCUUUUAGUUAUCAAUUCAAUGGUUUUGAAUAUUUUUGGGAUGCAAAUAGUGAAAUGGUGAGGUUUAGGUUGGUUUAGCAUUCUACACUUCACUAGUGACUCAGAUUUAUAAGUUCAGAACUACAGAAACCAUGAAUUCACAAAAAUUUGAGCUGUGUGGCAAAAUGGUUCAAAACAGGGAUGGAGGAGGCUUGGCAGAUGCGAAGGAAGAUUUACCUGGGAAUCUGAAUGAAAAUGAUUUCAAGAAUCAUAAUAGCAAGCAUGUUUCUCUUGAUAUUUCAACUUCUCGAAAGGCACUGCUGGGUGAUGAUGACUCUCUUUCUAUUAGAGGGAAAGAAGACACGUUAAAAGUAACUCCUACUAGACUAAAUGUACUGAAACUCAGUACUGAUAGUAGUUCAAAUUCUCCGAAGGCUAAAUUCAGGCAGAUUGCAGAGGAAAGAGAUCAAAUAUCACGUUCUGUGCCGUCUUCCACUUGCCAAGGUUUUCAAGAACGCUUCAAUGGACUUGUGGCUCGGAAAAUUGAUUGGACAUCUUUACAGAACAUCUGUAGAAACUGGAUUAUGAAUCCCUUUAACAUGGCUCUAUUUUUAUGGAUAAGUUGUGUUGCACUCUCAGGAGCAAUUCUUUUUCUAGUGAUGACAGGAAUGUUAAACCAUGCUUUACCGAAGAAAUCACAGAGAGAUGCUUGGUUUGAGGUCAAUAAUCAAAUUCUCAAUGCUCUCUUUACUCUUAUGUGCCUGUACCAACAUCCAAAGCGGUUCUACCAUCUUGUGCUUCUGUGUAGGUGGAGGCCAAAGGAUGUAACAACACUAAGAAAAAUUUACUGCAAAAAUGGUACUUACAAGCCACAUGAAUGGGCUCAUAUGAUGGUGGUUGUUAUUUUACUUCACAUAAAUUGCUUUGCACAGUAUGCUUUAUGCAGCCUCAAUUUGGGAUACAAGAGAUCCAGACGGCCUGCUAUAGGUGUUGGUAUCUGCCUUUCUGUUGCAAUUGCCGCUCCAGCAAUAGCAGGUGUCUAUUCUAUUGUUAGCCCCCUUGGAAAGGAGUAUGAAUCCGAGUUUGAUGAAGAAGCGCAGAAUAAAACUCUCACUGAUGACACUGGUCAUUCUAACCGCCGCACAUCACACGAGAAGAGGUUUUCAUUUGCAUCAAAAAAUGAACAAAGGAUUAUUGAGUAUGCACCUGUAUGGAGAGGGGGAAUAUUAGACAUUUGGGACAACAUUUCUAUAGCAUAUCUUUCUUUAUUUUGUAGUUUUUGUAUGUUCGGAUGGAACAUGGAAAGGCUUGGGUUUGGAAACAUGUAUGUUCAUAUUGCCACUUUUCUUCUUCUUUGCAUUGCUCCUUUUUGGAUUUUCAACUUGGCUGCUAUCAACAUUGAUAAUGAGACUGUUAGGGAGGCUCUAGGUUUAACUGGUGUAGUGCUUUGUUUGUUUGGUCUAUUAUACGGUGGCUUCUGGAGGAUCCAGAUGAGAAAGAGAUUCAAUUUGCCAGCAAAUAAUGCAUGUUGUGGAAAACCAGCUAUUGCAGAUUGCACCCAGUGGCUUUUUUGUUGUUGGUGCUCUCUUGCGCAAGAAGUCCGAACAGCGGACUUCUAUGAUAUUGUGGAGGACAAGUUUUGCAGGAAACAAACAUAUGAGGUCGACCAGCCCCCUCUCUCUCCCUUACCCCAUGAUGGAGUGCAGUUUAAAUACAACCCAACAUCUCCCCUUCAGAAUAGCCCUAGGUUGUCCAGGCUCGGGGCUGAUUACUCUCCAAGUCCAAGCAGAUUUUCAAAAGAUUAUCAUAGUCCAGGCAGGCAGCUUCCCAAGGCAGAGGACGAGUAUCAUACAACAGAUACUGACAAUGUCAUGAAGCCACCUGUCUUACCAUCAAUACAAAGGGAAGAAACCACUGAUCACUGAACCAAAAUAUAUGAAGGGAAAGACCUGUACAACGGUACAUCUAUAUUACAUGUAUUUCAUUUAUAUAUAAAUAUAUAUUCUUUCUCCUGUAUAAUUCUUGUUGUAUUUUGAUGAGUCUCUUCUGUUUUCUUAAGUGUUUAAAGCAGACACUGCCAUAUUUCAUCUCAUGCUUAUCUAUUUUGAUUGAUCUCUUUAGUAACAAGAGUUUGACA
Messenger RNA from Jatropha curcas, 2432 nucleotides. RefSeq lists its product as uncharacterized. NCBI's taxonomy places the organism in Eukaryota, Viridiplantae, Streptophyta, Magnoliopsida, Malpighiales, Euphorbiaceae. The record is from RefSeq and is a predicted model, not a curated record. Gene Ontology annotation, molecular function: cyclase activity. Gene Ontology annotation, biological process: sesquiterpene biosynthetic process.